AUGACACAACAAUUCUCCGGCCGCGUCAUACUUCUUACGGGCGCAGCAUCCGGCAUCGGCCUCGCGACGGCCCAUCUACUUGCCUCACGCGGUGCCAAUAUAUCCAUUGCAGAUGCGAAUGUGGAAGGUCUGGACAAGGCUGAGAAAGAGAUUAGAGCGAGAUGGCCUGGAGCCGGGGUGCUGCCGUACGUGGUGGAUGUGAGGGACGAGGAAAGCGUGAAGAGGUGGGUGGAGACGACGAAGGGGUAUGGGGAGGGUGGAUGGCGCGGCGAAUGUAAAUCAAUCGGCGUAAAGACCAUCGCAGAGCAGGACAUUUCAGAGUGGGACUUCAUCAUGGAUAUCAACCUCAAGGGCGUCAUGAUCUGCAUGAAGCACCAACUACAGCACAUGUCCGACAACGGAUCUAUCGUCAAUGCGUCCAGUAUAGCGGGCCUUCAAGGACGCCCAAGAAACGCGGCGUAUGCCGCAAGUAAGCAUGGAGUUAUCGGGUUGACGAAAAGUGCGGCCAAAGAGUUUGGAGAGAGGGGGAUAAGGGUGAAUGCUGUCUGUCCCGGCAUGAUCGACACGCCGAUGAGCCAGGCCGCGAGGAUUCCGGUCAAGGACACGAAAGAUGAGGCGUUGAGCGAGGCAGGGCGUGUGGCGCUUAGGAGGAAGGGAAAGGCGGAUGAGGUGGCGGAAUUGAUUGUUUAUCUGUUGAGUGAUGGUGCGAGUUACAUUACGGGAAACGCGGUUAGUGUGGAUGGAGGGUGGCAGUGUUGA
Messenger RNA from Didymosphaeria variabile, 759 nucleotides. RefSeq lists its product as uncharacterized. NCBI's taxonomy places the organism in Eukaryota, Fungi, Ascomycota, Dothideomycetes, Pleosporales, Didymosphaeriaceae. The record is from RefSeq and is a predicted model, not a curated record. Bases 1 to 759 code for a protein of 252 amino acids. The transcript is spliced from 2 exons. Gene Ontology annotation, molecular function: oxidoreductase activity.